AUGAAUAACGUUAACGUAAACAUGGCUAAUAUGCCUAUGGCCGGUGGCCCCGUCGGCGGUCCUACACCCAUGAUGAACAGUACCCUGGCCGCGCAACAAGUUCAAAGUCAAGGGAAUAACCGGACAGUUCUAAACACAUACAUAUACGACUACUUUCUUCGCGAAGGCAUGUACGAUUGCGCGCGUGCCAUGCUUAAAAGCGAGCAAACCCUCAACGUCAUUAAGGACAGCCCUGGUCGUCGUCGUGACGAGAACGGAAACAUACUAGGUAACGGUGUUGGCGACGAUCCCAUGGACACUGAUAGCAAAGAUGACAUAGACGCGAAGCGACCUCCCGACUUACCUCCACCCAACGUUCCACAGGGUGCCGAUAACUGCUUUCUGUACGAGUGGUUUUGCUUAUUUUGGGACAUGCUGAUGGCUCAGCGCAAUAAGCCUGGGAUAAGUGCUCCUGUCAGUGCCUAUGUCCAACAUACCCAACAACAAAACCGACACAGACAAAAUGAACAGCAGGCGAUAUUACGGGGAAUGCGACAAGAUAUAUAUGGACAGAACCGCAUGAUGGCAAUGCCAAACGGGAUGCAGGUUAACGCGAAGCAGCCUAAUUUGGCGAGGACUGCUAUGGCGAAUAACCAGAACAAUCCGCAAGCACUUCACAUGAUGCAACAAGCAAAGCAGAACCAGAUGCAACGCGACGGGUCGAACAUGGAUGGCAAUCAAAAUCGUCCAGGUUCUCCCGGUUCGGCCGAGAACGCACCGUCACCGAGCAAAAGACCACGUCUAGAUGGAUCAGGACCGUUCAAUCCCCAGCAGGGAGGCAUGAUGCCUAAUGGACAACGACCACAGCAAGGAAUGCCAGGACAACAAGUAGGCAACGGACCCAGAAGUGCUGCCAUUGCUCAGCAUAUGCUUUCAACAAACGGCAUCGACCCAGCUAAUCUGUCCCCUCAGCAGUUCCAGAACUUCCAGACCCAACCCGCGAAUACCCAGGCCAAGUCGAUCCAGACCUACGCGCAAAAUUUACAGCAGCACCACGGCCAGCAGAUGCCUAACAAACAGAUGCCUAACCCAGCUGGUCCCCAGGGCCAAGGUUCGCCUAUGUUGCAGCAAGGUCCCGAUGGUAGCCAGAUUGGCGCGUUCUACAAUGCUAGCGAGAUGGGUGGUCCCGGCGGGAUGAGGGCCGGCCCUAACGGUGCUCAAGGGGCGGGCGGUAGCAACCACGCCCUUCAAGAUUAUCAGAUGCAGCUGAUGCUAUUAGAACAGCAGAACAAGAAACGGCUCAUGAUGGCAAGACAGGAGCAAGAUAGUAUGGGUGGCAUGCCUCGUGGAGACGGCGCCGGUCCCGGUGGUCCUGGACCUAACGGCCAACCCUUCCAGGACACCUCACCUCAGGGUGCACGGACAGGAGCUUCCCCUAAUCCCGCCGAACAGCAGAUGAAGGGCCGCACUCCUCAGAUGAACCCCACCGGUAUUCCCUCACCUAUGGCGGAAGGCGCGCAAUCUAGGGGAUCGCCCAACCCCAUGGGCUUUAUACCUAAUGGCAUGGAUCCGAACAUGCAGCCUCACUUCUUCAAGGGCAUCAAUGGGAUGGACGGGAAUAUGGUCGCCGCUGCGCAGAUGAAUGGAGGCAUGCGGCCCCCGAGUUCUCACCCGAACCAGCCCUUCAAUGGCCAAAUGAAUCCUCAGUUAAUGAGGCAACAACAAGGUGCUCAAGGCGGUCCUCCAAUGCAAUGGCAAGGGCCGAAUGGGAACGCGAUGGGACCCCAAGGAGGCCCUCAAGGGCCCCCAGCUCAGGUACAGGGAACGCCGCAGCAGAGAGCUAUGCCACCACCGUCGGCUCCUGCGCCAGCCAACAACGCUGCCGCGGGUCGCCCACAAACUUCAUCACCGCAGCAGAACACUGCAGCCCCCCCCACUCCUCAGCAGUCUAACAAGACCGUAAAUAAAAAGAAGGAUACUAAGACUGCGAAGGCCAAGGCCACCGCACAGAAAAAGGCCAACCAGACCACGGGGGCAACCCCUGCUUCGGAAGCCGCUCAGGAACCUGAGCCUCCUACGCCUGUCACUCCUGUGAAUACCACGAACUUCAACAAGAAUGGCCAGAAUGUGGGUGCUGCCCAGCCUGCAGCAAGCGCUCCCGUAUCUGCUCCUCCACCUGCUCCGGCACCGGUUGCGGCACCACAAACACAUCCCGACGCCGGGCAGAUAAACUCAUUUGGCAUGGACAAUGGCGGCGCAAUGGACUUCAGCAGUAUGUCUUUUGCGGACCCUAUGCAGACGGGCGAUGUGCUUCAAGACUUCGACUUCGACUCGUUCCUGCAUGAUAACGAGGCAGACCCCGGGUCUUUCGACUUCAAUGCGGCGGCGUUCGGAAUGGAGGGAGCCGGCGAAAUCGGAGCGGAGUAG
Annulohypoxylon truncatum is the source of this 2406-nucleotide messenger RNA. RefSeq lists its product as uncharacterized. Bases 1 to 2406 code for a protein of 801 amino acids. Gene Ontology annotation, molecular function: protein binding. The record is from RefSeq and is a predicted model, not a curated record. Lineage: Eukaryota; Fungi; Ascomycota; Sordariomycetes; Xylariales; Hypoxylaceae. The transcript is spliced from 5 exons. Gene Ontology annotation, cellular component: nucleus.